AUGCGUUACUCAGGGUCGUUUCAGGUUAUUCUGGGGGUGGUGGGCGUGGUUUUGUGCGUGGUGAGGGUUGUGCAGGCGCAGGAGAAUGCGUUCGGUCUUUUUGCGUAUGGCGAGGGGAUUAGUGGGUUGCUGGUGCAUUAUGUCGAUGGCUUGGCUCAACUCGGGAAUUCGGAUGAGAGUGUUGCUGGAAAGAUUCCUGUUUACUAUAUGCUCCUAAAAGUCCUUAUCAUUUGA
Aspergillus wentii DTO 134E9 is the source of this 234-nucleotide messenger RNA. RefSeq lists its product as uncharacterized. The coding region runs from base 1 to 234 and encodes 77 amino acids. NCBI's taxonomy places the organism in Eukaryota, Fungi, Ascomycota, Eurotiomycetes, Eurotiales, Aspergillaceae. The record is from RefSeq and is a predicted model, not a curated record. The transcript is spliced from 2 exons.